Molecule: messenger RNA, 5385 nt
Organism: Mercurialis annua (annual mercury)
Lineage: Eukaryota; Viridiplantae; Streptophyta; Magnoliopsida; Malpighiales; Euphorbiaceae
Exons: 2
Coding region: 1-5385 (1794 amino acids)
Biological process (GO): DNA integration
Molecular function (GO): nucleic acid binding; zinc ion binding
Source: RefSeq, a predicted model, not a curated record
AUGCAUAAUACACGACGCAAAGGACUACCGUUAGAACCGUUUCAACAAGACCUCACUACCUUUGAGCGCAGCGUCAGGAAAGCAACACACUCAACUCAAAGGAAUCUCAACAUGGAGAACGAAAACGAUGCUCCUCCUGGAUUCAACAAUGCGGGUGAUAAUCGAGUGAUCCCGCAGAAUCAAAAUCAGCAGAAUCCGCAGAAUGCUCAAGGACAGAACAAUGAAGGGCCUCGAGUGAAAACACUGAUGGAGAUAUUUCAGCCGAAUGUGGGAAACAACACCCAUGGCUAUUUUGCACAUCCUGUGCCGACUACCCAUUAUGAGAUCAAAACGAGUGUCAUUCAGCUGUUGAAGGAUAACUGCCAGUUCUAUGGGUUGCCCAGGGAAGAUCCUAACGCACAUCUUGCAAACUUCUUGGAAGUAUGUAGCACAUUCAAGAUGAACAACAUGACUGACGACGAGGUAUGGCUUCGCCUGUUCCCAUUUUCUCUGAGGGAUAAGGCGAAACAAUGGCUUCACGCUCUACCUAGCGCAGGAAUUAACACUUGGUCUGAUUUGGCGAAAGCGUUCUUGCACAAGUAUUUCUCCAUGGCAAAGACUGCAAAGCUGACUAGGGAUAUUAUGCUCUAUCAGCAACUUGAUGGGGAAUCAGUUCAUGAAGCGUGGGAGCGCUAUAAGGAGAUGCAGAGGCAAGUUCCGCAUCAUAACAUCACUCGGGAGAAUCUGAUCCAAACCUUUUACAAUGGAGCAACUGAAUUGGGGAGAAGCACGAUUGACGCAGGCGCAGGAGGGUCUCUGAUGAGAAAAACGGCGGAUGAAGCAUUCGAUCUGUUAGAUGAGAUGGCAGUAAAUGGCUGUUUUUGGCCAUCUGAAAGGGCGAAGGCACCUGCGCAGAGAGGAGUUAUGUCAGUUACUGCUGAGUCUGCAAUGGAGGCUUUAAAAUCGAAGACUGCAGCAUUGCAAAAUCAAGUGGAUUUUCUUACACGGCAGGCUGCAGGAGUUAAUAUUAACAGUGUAGCUGCCAUUCAGAGUAACUGCGAGGUAUGUGGGGAGCAUGGUCAUAUGUCGAAUGAAUGUUCUGUAUGGGGUCAGCCUAACAAUGAACAAGUUAAUUUUGUGGGAGGGCAAAGACAGGGCAAUGAUCCAUACGCUUCCACUUACAACCCAGGAUGGAGGAAUCACCCGAACUUCUCAUGGAAGGACAAUGGGGGUAAUGCCAACAAUCAGGCAGGUCCGAGCUUUCAGGGCGGACAGAGGCCACAACACAAUCAGGGCAACUACCAGAAUCAAGGGAACUUUCAGAAUCAAGGGAAUUUCCAACAUCAGAACAACCGACCGCAGCAUCCUCCUGGCUUCCAACAAAGAGAGCAAGGCGAGUCUCUCCACAGCAAGUUUGAUAAAUUGAUGGAGAUGAUGAUGAAGAAGGAUGCCGAGACGCAGCAAACAUUUAAAAAUCAUGCUGCCACAAUUCAUAACCUUGAGGUGCAGAAUCAGCAGAUGGCUAAAGCACUGCAAAGCAGAAGUCAGGGGGGUUUACCAUCCACUACUGAGGAAAACCCCAGAGAGCAUCUCAAGGCUAUUGAGUUGAGAAGUGGGAAAGCACUGGAUGAUCCAUAUGCAGGACGUGCUACAGUUGGGGCGGAAAAGGAACAGUGUGAGGGUGGUGAGCCUGAAAAGGUAGUUGCUAAACCACCUCCACCACCUCCUUUUGUGCCAAAGGUGCCAUUCCCACACAGAGUGAAGAAGCCGCAGGACACUUGGAAGUUUCACAAAUUUCUUGAAACUUUCAAGAAGCUACAGAUUAACAUCAGUCUGGCAGACGCAUUGAGAGAGAUGCCGCACUAUGCAAAGUUUCUCAAGGAGAUCAUCACCAACAAGCGGAGUUGGGAUGCAGAGGGACCAGUACCGAUGACAGAAAACUGCAGCUCAAUCAUAUUGAGCAGUCUACCGACCAAGCUUAAGGAUCCAGGAAGUUUCACUAUCCCUUGUACUAUCGGUAACAUGCAUAUGUUUGGUGAUCAACAGGUACAGGCUACGCCGAUGAUGUUGCAGCUAGCGGAUCACUCUCUCAAAAAGCCACAUGGGAUUGUGGAAGAUGUCCUAGUGAAGGUCAACAAAUUCAUAUUCCCUGUGGAUUUUGUUGUCCUUGACUACGCAGCGGACAAGGAGUGCCCGAUGAUAUUGGGGCGGCCAUUCAUGAACACUGGCAGAGCUCUUAUCGAUGUUCAUGAUGGAAAGCUGACUCUGAGAAUUGGGGAUGAGAGAGUUGAGUUUGACAUGAGAAAGAUCACACGCCAUCCCAAUUCUGGAGGUGAAUGCAUGCGGGUAGACAUGGUGGAUGAGUUAGUGGAAGAACAACUGGCAGAAACCAAUGCCAUCCUGCAGUCUAUGCCGAAUGAAAGGGAGGAGUACUUAGAGGAACCAGUCCUCGAACCACUGUUGAAAAGCAAGCACAUCACUCCUCCCUCCUCUGAGAAGCCACCAAAAGUGGAGCUCAAGACUUUGCCUGCACACUUACGAUAUGCCUUCUUGGGAGCGGAUGGCACUUUGCCCAUUAUCGUCAGCAACAAGCUCACCAAGAAGCAAGAGCAGAGAGUCAUUGAGGUAGUCAAGGGACGUAUCUUGGCUAUUGGGUGGCAGAUUUCAGAUAUCAGGGGGAUCAGCCCUUCAGUAGUGAUGCAUCGGAUUCAUUUGGAGGAUGAGUCUAAGGCAUCUGCGCAGAGACAGAGACGGCUGAACCCUAACAUGAAAGAGGUGGUUCACAAGGAGAUUGUGAAGCUACUUGAUGCGGGCAUCAUCUAUCCCAUUUCUGAUAGUUCAUGGGUGAGCCCAAUUCAGUGUGUGCCGAAGAAAGGCGGGAUGACAGUUGUAGAGAAUGAGAAAGGGGAACAGAUUUCUACUCGCACGGUUACUGGGUGGCGAGUGUGCAUUGACUACAGGAAGCUGAAUGCCGAAACUAGGAAGGAUCACUUCCCGCUUCCUUUUAUUGAUCAGAUGCUAGAGCGAGUGGCAGGACAUGCAUUUUACUGUUUUUUGGAUGGUUACUCUGGGUACAAUCAGAUCAUUAUCUUCCCAGAGGACCAAGAGAAGACUACCUUUACUUGUCCAUAUGGCACUUUCGCCUACCGCCGCAUGCCGUUCGGUCUUUGCAAUGCGCCUGCUACGUUUCAGAGGUGCAUGACUUCGAUCUUUAAUGAUAUGAUCGAAGACAUCAUGGAAGUAUUCAUGGACGAUUUUUCAGUCUUUGGAGACUCCUUCGAGUGUUGUCUUCGUAAUUUAGACCGGGUCCUGCAGAGAUGCGAGGAGACAAAUCUAGUGCUGAACUGGGAAAAAUGCCACUUCAUGGUUGAGGAGGGCAUUGUUUUGGGGCACAAGAUAUCCAGAGAGGGUAUCGAGGUUGACAGGGCAAAGACAGAGGUGAUUGAGAAGCUUCCACCUCCAAUCACAGUGAAGGGAGUCCGUGCCUUCCUCGGGCACGCAGGUUUUUAUCGCAGGUUCAUCAAGGAUUUUUCUUCCAUAGCGCGUCCUUUGACUACCUUACUUGUCAAGGACGCGCCCUUUUUGUUUACUGAUGCCUGUUUAGCUUCUUUUCUCAGGUUAAAGGAAGCACUGGUCACUGCCCCAGUCAUCUCUAGCCCGGAUUGGGAUCUGCCCUUUGAGAUCAUGUGCGAUGCAAGCGAUCAGGCGUUGGGAAGCAUUCUGGGGCAGAGGAAGGACAAGAAGCUUCAUGUCAUCUAUUAUGCGAGUCGCACUUUAACAGGAGCUCAGCUGAACUACACUACCACGGAGAAGGAAAUGCUAGCGGUAGUGUUUUCACUGGAUAAAUUUAGGCAGUAUCUACUUGGCUCAAAGGUUAUCAUUUAUACUGAUCAUGCUGCGCUACGAUACCUUUUUGCCAAGCAAGAUGCAAAGCCUAGGUUGAUUCGGUGGGUCUUGCUCCUGCAAGAGUUUGAUUUGGAGAUCAGAGACAAGAAGGGCACGGAGAAUGUGGUAGCAGACCACUUGUCGCGGUUAGAGGUUCCCGAGCCAGUGAUAGAAGGCGAAGUCAUCAACGAAAGGUUUCCUGAUGAGGCUCUCAUGCUCAUUAAGGAGACGAUGAAUCCAUGGUAUGCAGACUUCGCCAACUAUCUAUCAGCUGACAUUAUGCCUCCUGACAUGAGCAGUCACCAGCGCAAGAAGUUCCUCUCUGAUGUUAAGCGCUAUCUGUGGGAUGAGCCAUAUCUAUUUCGAGUGUGUGCAGAUGAGAUGAUCCGGAGAUGUGUUGCAGAGGAAGAAAUGUUGGCCAUUAUGACUCAGUGCCAUUCUUCAGAUUAUGGGGGUCACUAUGCUUCGGGUAGGACAGCAGCACGAGUCCUAGAGAGUGGGUUCUACUGGCCUACACUGCACAGGGAUGUGAGAGAUUUUGUGCAGCACUGCGACAGAUGCCAGCGCACUGGCAAUAUAUCAAGGCGUGAUGAGAUGCCUCUUUCCUCUAUUCAGGAGGUUGAGAUUUUUGAUGUCUGGGGUAUAGACUUCAUGGGACCAUUCCCUGUGUCAUGUGGGAACUUAUACAUCUUGGUGUGCGUCGACUAUGUGUCGAAAUGGGUGGAAGCAGCUGCUUUGCCCACUAAUGAUGGAAAAGUGGUCCUGAAGUUCCUGAAGAAGUUGAUCAAUAGAUUUGGUGUGCCACGGGCGAUCAUCAGUGAUGGAGGGUCACACUUUUGUAAUCAGCAAUUUUCCGCCCUGAUGAGGAAAUACCAUGUUUAUCACAGAGUGGCGACUCCAUACCACCCUCAGACGAGUGGACAGGUUGAAGUGUCCAAUAGAGAGUUGAAGCGCAUUCUUGAAAAGACAGUGAAUAGCUCGCGCAAAGACUGGUCUCAGAAAUUGGAUGAUGCGUUGUGGGCAUAUCGGACAGCAUUCAAAACACCAACUGGUAUGUCACCUUACAGGUUAGUCUAUGGAAAAGCUUGUCACUUACCUUUGGAGCUAGAGCAUCGCGCAUAUUGGGCCAUCAAAGAGUUAAAUUUUGACCCUCGACUCUCGAAGCAGAAGCGCCUCCUGCAACUGAAUGAACUUGAUGAGUUUCGCUUGUCGGCAUAUGAGAAUGCCAAGUUGUACAAGGAAAAGACCAAGAAAUGGCACGAUGCUCAUAUCGUGCCUAAGCAGUUUACAGAAGGCAGUCAUGUGCUACUGUACAACUCUCGCUUGCGUCUAUUCCCUGGCAAGCUUAAGUCGAGAUGGAGCGGACCUUUCAAGGUGCGCCAUGUAGCUGAGCAUGGAGCAAUUGAGCUCGAAAAUGCAAGUGGAGAGACUUUCAAAGUAAAUGGACAGCGGUGCAAGCCGUACUUAGGUCCGUUGACGGAUGAAGGACGAGAGUGCUACACUCUCGACGCUCCAAACUGA